AUGAUGCGUAAAUUAACAAAGUUAUUUACGAAAAUAUUUUACCUUAGGCACCUGAAAAAUCGAUAAAUCAUUUGUUAAGAGCUUUAUCUGACCACACAGUCGACAUUUCUUCAUUUUUACAACGAAUUUACAAAAAAAUUUGUCAAUUUGAUAACUCCAGUGACAGUCCUAUGACAGUCCCAGUCUACCGUGCUGCCAUCUAUCUACUUGCUCCAACGUUAGAUUCAAAUAAAAUGGCGACUCAGUUUACCUGUCUGUCUAAUAUCGUGGUUGACCGUUGACAGUUGACAGUUAACACCGCAGCAGCAACUAACAAUUUUCAGUAUUUCAAUUUUCAGUGCAUUACACGUUAUUCUACGGUGCAUCAUAGGUGUUUAAUCGUUGUUAAUAGUUAUUCCCUAAAUAUGUUCGAUUGGGUUAAAUAGACAAUGAUAGGGAGGAAGACGCUGUACUUUAUAACUAUACUGAAAAGAUAAAUGGCCCAGCCCCCUUGUAAAAGAACUAGAUUGGCGAUUUCUUCAGACUUGGAAACUCUGUCCGGAAUAAGUGAAAAUAUGGAUGUAACAACCGAAAACAGAAGUGUAGAAGUUCAAGGAGCUGGUGCACAGGAUCUUGAAGGGAAUAGGCAAUGUAAUUCUGACAACAGAAAAAGUUGUCUUAUAGCCUCAGAACAAUUUAAGGACCUUCUUAGAAAAUCCUAUGCGUUUGUUGAUAAAACGCUAUUUAUACAAAAAUUUUUUGGUUUUGAUCCGAGUUAUGAUCCCAAUGAAGAAUUAAGUGCAGAGAGUAUGCUCAUUACAGCACCUAGUCGGUUUGGUAAAUCAGUAAUCAUGAAUACCUUGAAGGUGUUCUGUGAACCAGAUGUGGAUGAACAAGGAAAUAUCGUUACCUGUUUGAAAAAGAAUGUAGCCGGAAAAUGGGUCGAAGAUAAAAACAAAACUCCACCAAAAAAUUACAAACUAUUCAAGACCGUUAUUAGAAACAAGCACUUGCAAAUUUACAGCUGCACCUGUCUUACAAAGCACAUGGACGACGAUUUGGAAAAUGGAACAUGCGACAGCAGACAAUUCUUCUACCAACAUUGUGGUCAGCAUCCAGUAAUUUUCUUUAGCUUGAAGGAUAUUUCGCCUCAUAAUUGGAACGGGUUUAUUAAGACACUCAAAGAAAGUCUGUGUCAAACAUAUAAAAAGCACAUGUAUUUGGGUGACCAAAGAAGUCGUUUAGAUGAGGAUAUGAAGCUAGAGUUUAAUUUGUUUCUUAAGGGUAAGAAACGUGAUUUGGAUAAGGAAGGUCAACCAAUUACCUUGAAGUUAGAUGAAGAAGAUUUGCGAUAUUCUUUAUACAAUUUGAUAGAAUAUUUGUACAUCCAAUUCAAUAAAACAGUGCUGAUAUUAAUAGAAGAAUUCGACGCUCCUCUUAUGAAGUUGCUACAUAACCCAGAAGAAAACAUAAAAGAAGCGUACAUAAGAAAGACCAUUCGGUAUAUCGGGGAAAUGUUGAGUACCGUUCUAAAAGGUAAUGAGAAGGUAUUAGGUGCAUUGAUUAACGCCUGUGUUUUAUUGUCAACAACUAUAUCACCGUACGCGAACAAUGUUUCUAUUUGUCCAUUCCUAGAAAAUCAUGGUUUCUCUGAAUAUUAUGGAUUCACCAAGGAUGAAGUAGCAGAUUUACUAAAGAUGCCUGAAUUCAAGGGUUUUAAUGGAAACGACAUUUUAUCUUAUUAUAAUGGCUAUAAAGUGCUUGGCACAAAUCUGCAGAUAUAUAACACAUAUUCUGUUUUAAAAUACCUCCAGGAUUGGAAAGAUGCACGUGAACGCGGGAAACGUGAAACUAAUAAGAGUCCAGAUAUGAAGAAGCACGCACCUAGAUCUUAUUUUAGUAGCCACGGGAUUCAACCAUUGAACAAACUGUUUGCAGUUGAGGGUCUUAGAGACAAAUUUAGUUGUAUUAUUACCGAAGGUACAGUUACUGUAGAGAAGCCUGUGGAUAAGUUGACACCUGAACACGUUAUGAUACUGAUGGAAGUGAUGUUACAACCUAGUGAGGUCGAUGACGAACAUGCCAAUUUAUUCCUCCAGUAUAUGAAGGAUCGGGGAUAUUUCAACAUAAUUGAACGGAAUCGAAACCAGCAUGUUUACGUUAUACCAAAUGGUGAAGCAACAGACGAAAUUCUUUCUCAGUUUUAUGAUACAUCGUACUUUAAGAGCAAAUACAAUAUUAGUAACGAGAUGAUUAGAAAAUAUAGGACGGCUAUAAAUGAUUUAGAUCGUCACAAUAAUGAAUCAUUUCAAAAGUUCGCAGAUUCCAUUGCAAGCUUAUUUUCUGGAAGUUUCAAGCCAAAGAAUCAUGAUGAACUUAAGGGUAUUCUCUAUGCUUUUUGUGUAAACAAAUUCGAUACAUUGUGCGAAGGAUUUUGUCAAGAAAAUAAAAGAAAUCGAUUUGACUUACUGUUAAUAAGAAAGGAUGGCACAGGAAUAAUUAUAGAAGUGAAGUUUGGUCAGAGGAGUGCACAAAAUGGUCUCAAACAAAUUUUUGACAAUGAGUACUAUAAAGCUUUUGAAGGAAAGAAUAUUACAAAAGACAAAAUAUAUAUUGGGCUACACACGAACCAUCAAAAAGUAACUGUCUGUGGUUUUGCAACAUCUUAUGAACAGGUUGUUGACUCUUUCGCAAAUAUUUCUGUUGACAAGCUGAUCGUAAAAUCUAGUAAAUUGUAAAGGAUAUGUAUCAUAUAGCUUAGUUCACAUAAAUCCCUUAUGAAACUUAACUUUUAGACGUUCCGUCGGAUUAUAACAAAACGAAAAAAAAAUUGAAAUUAUCGUUUAUGUUAGCUAAGCUGAUAUAUGGUACCGAAUUUGUUUAUGUUUAUACAUUUCUAAAAACUGUGUUUCUGUACAAAAUGUGUUAUCUCAUUUACGAACGGUAGAAGUGUGAAAUUUGUUUACCUAGAAUAAAAUGAGAUUGAAAACGAUAAUUUUAUGUAUUUAUUUUUAUUGAUAUAGGUUGUCUAGACAGGAUUUUUUAAGUCUAAAUGUUUUUGUAUGAUACUAACUUUAUUAUAAAAAAUGAUCAAAAUAUUAACAAUGUUUCAUGUAAUAAAAAACGACCUGUCAUAUUUUGUGA
Molecule: messenger RNA, 3123 nt
Organism: Tribolium castaneum (red flour beetle)
Lineage: Eukaryota; Metazoa; Arthropoda; Insecta; Coleoptera; Tenebrionidae
Exons: 5
Coding region: 477-2717 (746 amino acids)
Source: RefSeq, a predicted model, not a curated record